AUGACAGACAAUAAAGUUCAGGCGAAACUUGUUGAUCGUGAGUGGCUCGGAAAGGACGCCGAAAAUGAUCCAGACAGGUGGAUUCACCAAUUCACUGAGCAAGAGCUAGCCGACAUCGACAAUGCGCUGCAAACAACUCUAAAGAAACACCAGGGCUGCGAUACCAUGACAAAGGAAGAUUUCCCUUUAGGUUCAUCGGUGCAACGCCUGAAGCACGUCCUCGAGAGCCUGGAGAACGACAUGGGACUCUACGUUCUGCGUGGCAUCCCUGCGAACAAGUACACCAAAAAAGAAAUGAGGAUCAUCUACUGGGGCAUUGGGCUUCACAUGGGCAUAGCCGUAUCCCAGAGUGGUAAAGGGGAUCUCUUGGGUGAUGUCAAGAACUUUGGCGACAACAUCCACCCAGGCACGUCCACCGGCCGUGGAUACAUGUCUCGCAUCCACCUCUCAUUCCACACUGACAGCGCUGAUGUCGUCGGCCUCAUGGUAUUGCAGGUCGCCAAGAGUGGAGGCCUCAGCAUGAUUGGCAGCUCUGUGGCUGUGAGGAACGAGAUUGCUCGCCGCCGGCCCGACCUGCUCAAGGUUCUAUACGAGCCUUUCUACUGGACUUGGAAGGGUAACUCUCCCCCCGGCGCUGGGCCCUACUAUAAAAUCCCCAUCUUCAGCGAGGAGGGCGGGCGGUUUUCAUGUCGCUACAUCCCGCCUCACAUCUGGACAGCGGACGCCGACUUUCCGGACUUGCCGCGUCUGACCGAGCAACAGAGAGAGGCCAUCGAUCUAGUCGGACAAAUCGCCAACGAGGAGAAAUUCCACUUCGCCAUGAUGUUUGAGCCAGGAGACAUCCAGUUUCUCAACAACCACAUUACGCUGCAUGCCCGGACGGAGUUUGAGGACGGCGACACAGAAGAGACCAAGCGGCACUUGCUGCGUGUCUGGCUGUGCCCACCCAACAGCCGCAAACUGAGCUCUGACGUUGUCGACUUCUACAGAGACCAGACACCGGGCAGCGUUCGUGGAGGAUUUCAUUCCCAAACGGGCAAUUAUGUGUAUGAGACGACUCUGUAA
This is a messenger RNA of Trichoderma gamsii, 1065 nucleotides long. RefSeq lists its product as hypothetical. The coding region runs from base 1 to 1065 and encodes 354 amino acids. Gene Ontology annotation, molecular function: oxidoreductase activity. The transcript has 2 exons. NCBI's taxonomy places the organism in Eukaryota, Fungi, Ascomycota, Sordariomycetes, Hypocreales, Hypocreaceae. The record is from RefSeq and is a predicted model, not a curated record.